This is a messenger RNA of Homarus americanus (American lobster), 1733 nucleotides long. Its product is annotated as adenylate cyclase, terminal-differentiation specific-like. Lineage: Eukaryota; Metazoa; Arthropoda; Malacostraca; Decapoda; Nephropidae. The transcript has 5 exons. Bases 327 to 1175 code for a protein of 282 amino acids. The record is from RefSeq and is a predicted model, not a curated record.
UGGUGGUGGUGGGCGCUUCUACUGCAGUGGUGACUCCUCCUCCUUCUCUACCACAGCGCCCCUGCCACACACCUCCUACUUCUCCUCCCCAGCGUCGUGUGGUACAAGUCGUCUUCGUGUGGUACAAGUGUCUGUGGUACAACAAGUGUGUGAGGACUGUCUGUCGAGCUUUACCUUGAGGUGUUGUGCGCCUUCUCCUCACCAGCGUAUGGGCGAGGCAGCUGUUGUAUGGAAUCAGGCAAUAUGUCUGAUGCUGGUUGGCAGUUCACCUCUUAUAGAAUUCAAGGGCAGACGGUCAACCAUAGCAAGGAGGACAAGGUGUUCUGAUGAGGUGUGACGUUCGUGUGUGUACGUCGUUCGUGACGGGCGCGCUGACUGCCACCACCGUCACCAUCAUUCUGUUGCGUGUGUUACCGGGGACGUACGUGGUGUUGCCGUGUGACCCGACCAUCACCGCCAGGCCCGUGGCUCUCGACGACUAUCUCGACCGCUUCGACCUCCCUCCCCAGCAACACCUCGACCUAGGGCCCCAACAGCACCUUGACCAGAAGGGACCUCAACAAUACCACGACAUCCGGGCCCUCCAUAUUGAACUGGGCCCUCAACAACCUCCACACGACCCGGGGCCCCAGCAUGUUGAUUUAGGGUUCCAGAAGCACGAUCCAGGGUACCAACAUGUCAACUUGGGGUUCCAGACUCACGAUCAGGGCCCCCAGUAUGUCAAUAUAGGGCCCCAGCGCCACAGUCUCGGGCCCUGGCAACUUGAUCUAGGGCCGAAACGCCUCGACCUGUCGCAGAAAGACGAGAGCAGCCAGUUGUCAGCUGUUCCCAAGGGUCUACAGCUCGAACUACAGCAGCUACUGCUUAGAGAACAGAGGGGAAAGGAAACAGCUGUUCGCCGCCACCAGAACAAACAACAACAGCAUCAACAACAACAACAAAAACAGCCUCAACAACAAGAACAACAACAAUACCAAUACUACAAAGGUUACGAACUACAACAACAGAAACAGCUUCAACAACAACAACAACACUACAAAGGUAACCAACAAGAGCAAAUGGAACAGCAGCAGAAGUUAACAGAGGAAAAAAAGAUAAUGGUGCAUCCUUAUGACUCCUCUGAUGUUCACCUGCCUUCACAACAACAACAACAACAACGAUUAAUGAGAUCGUGAUAAGCAUUCGAACAACAACAACAACAAUAACCACCACCACCACCACCAUUACAGCAACCACAAUACUUAAUAAGAAAAUUAAUAGACACUUGAACAUCUCUCUCUCUCUCUCUCUCUCUCUCUCUCUCUCUCUCUCUCUCUCUCCUACAUCACAUUCAAACUUACAAAGAGUGAUGAAACUAAACCUCACUUACAAAAUACAAGGGGCAAAAUUCCAUCAGUACGUCACUCUACCGACACUAUACCCACUGUAUCUACACUAUAAUGCACUGUAGUCUGGGUACCGAGUAAGUCUGUAGGAAACGUGGUGAUGAGAUAUCUAUACUCUGGUGCUUUUAUCCCCUUCAGGAGGUCCAAGUUUGUCCUGUAGUUUCACCCUCAGUAAUGGAAAUACUCACUGUAUAUAUUUUUUCACGAGAUCCCCUGUAGAUUAGCUCCACCUCCUCCUAGUUUAUUUUUUUUCUUCAUAUUAACUAACAUAAGCUAAUCUAUCAUAACCUAACCUAACAUACCAUAAUACAAUGUAACCUAACCUAACAACAUAUAUCCUAACCUAAC